ACCAGAAGACCAGAAAUGGUGUCCUCAACAUCCCUUGUAAUCUCUCCAAGAACGUUCAGAUCAGACUUGUACUCCUAUCCAUACCAGGCGGAUUCCAACACCCCUUUGGUGGUUAACGUUCUUGCUUCUCUUAUAGAGAGGAACAUGGCCAGGAACCAAAGGAUUUCCAAGAACUGCAGCAGCCCUUGGUACUUGUCCAAAGACAUGAAGAAGACUCGGAUUUUCGAGUGUCACGAGACUCCGGACAUGACCAUUCAGUCGUAUUUGGAGAGGAUUUUCAGGUACACAAGAGCCGGGCCGUCUGUUUACGUGGUUGCUUAUGUAUAUAUCGACCGGUUUUGCCAGAACAAUCCUGGUUUUCGAAUCAAUGUCACAAAUGUGCAUAGGUUACUCAUCACAACUAUAAUGGUGGCUUCGAAAUAUGUAGAAGACAUGAAUUACAGAAACUCUUACUUUGCAAGAGUCGGGGGAUUAACGACAAACGAGCUGAACAAGCUGGAGCUUGAGUUUCUGUUCUUGAUGGGAUUCAAGUUACAUGUGAAUGUGAGUGUGUUUGAGAGCUACUGUUGUCAUUUGGAAAGAGAAGUCAGUAUUGGAGGAGGCUACCAAAUUGAGAGCACAUUGCGAUGUGCAGAAGAAAUCAAAACGAGGCAAGAUGAAGAUAGAAGAUAUAACCAGUGUGCUGGUCUUUUGUUGUAG
Molecule: messenger RNA, 699 nt
Organism: Fragaria vesca subsp. vesca
Lineage: Eukaryota; Viridiplantae; Streptophyta; Magnoliopsida; Rosales; Rosaceae
Product: cyclin-U2-1-like
Exons: 2
Coding region: 16-699 (227 amino acids)
Biological process (GO): regulation of cyclin-dependent protein serine/threonine kinase activity
Molecular function (GO): protein kinase binding
Source: RefSeq, a predicted model, not a curated record